CUCGGCCACAAUUUCCCGCCUUCCUGGCCUGUCAUGUCCUGGCCGUGGCCAGGCUUUUUUUUGUGGAAAAGACAGACAGACAGGCAGACAGACAGACGCAUCGCCUUUCGCCUCUUUCCACACGGAGCAUUAAACGAACAUAAGAGCAACGACUUUGCAUUGCGGCCGGCUCAAGCGUGGCGCCACGGCCACCCACUCUGUCUUUCUUCCUGCGGGAGCUUUGAGAAGCGUCACAAAUCUGUACGCAUCAUCAGGCCUUGGCACCGACUUGACGGGCUCGACGGCGGCGGCUGCUGCUGCUGCUGCUUCUGCUUUUUUCAGUACCAGCAGUAGUAGUAGUAGUAGUAGCCAUGGCGGCCGAGCUGGUGGGCACGACCAUCGGCGUGGUGGGCCUCCUGGGGCAGCUCUUCGACGGCUGCGUCAAGGCCUACGGCUACUUCACGACGGCGUCGCGGCUGGACGAGGACAGUCAGCGGCUCAUGUGCAAGGUGCGCAUUGAGGAGAUGCGCCUCGUCGUCUGGGGCCGCGAGUGGGGGGUCGCCGAGGGCAAGUUUGAGGCGCAUCUCGACGGCGCAGGCAGGGGAGGAGGAGCAGCAGCAGGAGGCAACCCGCAGCUGCGCGCGCUGGCGACGCAGAUACUCGAGGAGCUGCACGCGACGGUGACGGACUUUCGGAGGCUGCAGGAAAAGUAUGGGUUGGUGGACGAGGGGCACGGCAAUGGCAACGGCAACGGCAACGAAAGCGGUGCUGCUGUCCAGGCCAAGGCGUCGCCAUCGCCGCCCACGCCGCCGCCGUCCAACAAGGGAUCCAAGGACGACGGCAGCGGCGGCGGGCGGAAACUCGGCACGGGGAGAACCAACUCAGCGGGCACGGAGAGGAGCUGGAGGAAGGAGUUUAGCCUGCGCACGAAAUGGGUCAUUGCAGACAAGGACAAGUUCACCAACCUCCUCAAAGACCUCAAAGACUUCAACGACGGCCUCGAACGGCUCUUCCCCGCGUCGCAGCUGCCGUCGUUCCAGCGGGCGUGGACGCACCAGCUGCUCGAGUCGGCGGAGCGAGACCUCGCGCAGCUCUCGCUUCUGGAGAGGGCGUCGACGGGCAUCUACCCCAAGCUGGAGACGACGGCCAAGCUCAAGAAGCUGCGCAUCAACCUCGACUCGCGGCCGCAGUCGGCCUUCAAGCCGACGUUUGCGCUCAAGGUGGCGCGGACGGCGCUGACGCUGGCGGGGGAGGGGGAUGACGACGAGGACGAGGAGAAGGAGGAGAAUGAGAAGAGGGACCGCGAUCACCCGGGGCGGUGCCAUGGCCGGCACGAGACGGCGGGCGACGUGGUGGUGGAAUGGGUCGACUACGACCGCGAGGCCAUCGAGGAGCGCGUUGUGCACGUGCGGCGCAUGGACGACCUGGCGCGCAUGAUGCACUCGGCCUCAGAGCGGCACCCGGACCUGCACAGCAUCGACUGCGUCGGCUACACCGACGACGCGGCCCGCUCGCGCUACGGCCUCGUCUACAAGGCGCCCGCGUCGUCCUCGUCGACGCUGCACGCCCUCAUGGCCAGCCCGGACCUCAAGACGCCCGACCUCGACCGCCGCGUGCGCCUCGCCCAGACCCUCGCCGUCGCCCUCUGGUCCCUCCACUCCCUCGACUGGCUGCACAAGUCGCUCUGCGCCUCCAACAUUCUCUUCUUCCCCUCGCCCGUCGCCGCAACCGCAACCGCCGCCCGCUCUUCCACAGCUGCCGCCGCCGCCGCCGCCGCCGCCGCCGGUGCCCUCGUCCCCGACAUUGCCCGCCCCUUCCUCAGCGGCUUCGACUCGUCGCGGCCGGACCUCGACGCCGCCCUGUCCGUCGCGCCCCGGAACCCCUCCAUCCGCGACCUGCACCGCCACCCGGCCUCCCUGCGCGGCCUCUGCCCCUACCGCCGCGCCUUCGACGUCUACUCGCUCGGCCUCGUCCUCCUCGAGAUCGGCCUCUGGAAGCCCCUCCAGGCCUACCACAAGCCCCACUACUCGGCCGACCGCUGGCGCGACAAGGUGGUGCUCGCCGUCCUCGUCCCCGCCCUCGGCAGCAAGGUCGGCGGCCGCUACCGCGACGUCGUCGACAUGUGCCUGCGCGUCGCCGACGACCUGUCGAGCGCCGACGCCGCCAAGCUCAUGGAGACGGUCGUGACCAGGCUCGAGACCAUACGCGUGUGAGCCGUGUAAGCCGUGUAAGCCGUUAUGACCAGGAACACAAACACACACACACACCGUCAGCUCAGACCAGCAGCACAGCACCAUCAGACAAUGACUCUCGAACCAUUGGGCGAUAGCAAAAAAGGAUGUAAAUGUAAUGCAUGCCAUGCUGCCUCUGCUGUUAUAUGCCUGCUCCUGCGCUCUCAUCCAUCACAUCCCGGCCCCGUGGCUCCAUCCCCCGGAUACCCCCCCACCCCACACAAGUCAAUACAUGGCUGCCCGCGUCAUAAAAAUAAGACUAUACUCUCACAAUAAAGCCACGGGGAACGCGGGAAGAAGCAAAUGAGCCAGCGGGAAAUAGAAGAAGAAAAGAG
Molecule: messenger RNA, 2545 nt
Organism: Purpureocillium takamizusanense
Lineage: Eukaryota; Fungi; Ascomycota; Sordariomycetes; Hypocreales; Ophiocordycipitaceae
Exons: 3
Coding region: 351-2192 (613 amino acids)
Biological process (GO): protein phosphorylation
Molecular function (GO): protein kinase activity; ATP binding
Source: RefSeq, a predicted model, not a curated record